Messenger RNA from Amblyraja radiata (thorny skate), 3354 nucleotides. RefSeq names its product inositol polyphosphate-5-phosphatase A (gene inpp5a). The coding region runs from base 558 to 1796 and encodes 412 amino acids. Gene Ontology annotation, molecular function: inositol-polyphosphate 5-phosphatase activity. Lineage: Eukaryota; Metazoa; Chordata; Chondrichthyes; Rajiformes; Rajidae. The transcript is spliced from 16 exons. Gene Ontology annotation, biological process: phosphatidylinositol dephosphorylation. The record is from RefSeq and is a predicted model, not a curated record.
AAAAAAUAUUCAUGCCUUACGAGUCAAUUUCACGCAAUGUUUCCUGGGCGACAGAUCGCUCGAAAACAGGAGCUGAGGCGAAGAUCAGGGGGAGAGUGAAAUGUUUGGAAAGAGCGCGAUCGGAAGCUGAGAUCAGAGGCGGGCGAGGAAGGAGAAAGUUUCUUGUUGUUGGGUCGAGAGGCUGAUAAUGAGACAGCCCGCGGCUGUAGCAGCAGCAGCAGCAGCAGCAGCGAGAGGCUGCCCCGCCGAGCCCCAGCACUGAGCCCGCAGCAGCAGCAGCAGCGAGCAGCGAGAGGCUGCCCCGCCGAGCCCCAGCACUGAGCCCGCAGCAGCAGCAGCAGCAGCAGCAGCGAGUAGCAGAGACGCGGACACACUCACACACACAGAGGCAGAGAGACAGCGAGCGGCGCUACGAAUGAAUGAAGAAGGAGGUGCAGUGAUCGCGGCGUGAGCACGGGAUACAACACACACACACAGUGCGGGCAGGGCAGCAGCCCCCGCAGCCUCUGUCUGACAGCCCCUUCCACUCACAAUAAACUCGGCGCUGCUCACAGAUUAUGGCGGUGAAAACGCCUGCACAGGGCACCGGAGUCUUGCUGAUCACAGCCAACGUCGGCUCCCUGUUUGAAGAUCCGGAAAACCUACAGAAGAAUUGGCUUCGGGAAUUUUACCAGACUGUGCACAUACACAAGCCUCACUUUAUUGCAUUGCAUUGCCAAGAAGUUGGAGGGAAGAAUUAUGAAGCCUCGAUGUCCCACGUUGACAAGUUUGUGAAAGAACUGCUAUCAAGUGAUGAAAUGAUAGAGUAUAACAGAGCACGAGUGUACUUGGAUGAAAAUUAUAAAUCACAAGAACAUUUCACGGCUUUAGGAAAUCUUUACUUUCUUCAUGAGUCUUUGAAAAAUACCUAUCAAUUUGAUUUUAAAGCCAAAAAGUACAAAAAAGUAACGGGUAAAGAAAUCUACUCAGAAACAUUAGAAAGCACACCAAUGCUGGAAAAGGAAAAGUUUCCACAACAUUACUUCCCUGAGUGUAAGUGGUCCAGAAAAGGUUUCAUCAGAACACGAUGGAGUGUCACUGAUUGUGCCUUUGACUUGGUGAACAUUCAUCUUUUCCAUGAUGCUUCCAAUUUAAUUGCUUGGGAAACAAGCCCAUCUGUCUACUCAGGCACCCGACAGAAAGCUCUCACUUAUGUGCUCGAUAGGAUCACGGACCAACGAUACGAGAAGGUGCCGCACUUCCUCUUUGGCGAUUUUAACUUCAGGUUGGAUUCGAAAGGUGUUAUAGAGACACUCUGUGCAUCAGCAACAAUGCAAACUAUUCGAGCGGCAGACACCAACCAAAUAAACAAGCUAAUUUUCUGUGAAUCAAUGAACGAUCGGAAGGUUAUGCUUCAACUAGAAAAGAAGCUUUUUGAUUAUUUUAACCAAGAUGUAUUUCGGCAAAACAAUGGCGUUGAGCUUUUAGAAUUUGACAGGGAGUUUUCGGUAUUUAAAGACAAGUUGAGUGAACAAGAGAUUGCAUUUCCACCCAGCUAUCCGUACAGUGAGGACUCAAAUCAGGGAAAGCAAUACAUGAAUACAAGGUGUCCCUCAUGGUGUGAUCGGAUUCUUUUGUCACAUUUGGCAUGGGAUCUUAUUCAUAAGGCUGAAAAUGAUGAGAAGUCAGUUAUCUAUGACACCAUUGGACCAAAUGUUUGCAUGGGGGACCACAAGCCUGUCUUCCUGUUCUUUCGAAUAGCUGCAGGGGCAGGUAAACCUAAUAGAAAUAUGCCCAACUGUUGUGUGGUGCAGUGAUGUGGUGGUAAAAAGUAUCAAAGAAAUGAGAAAAUCUUUCGAGAAACUACCCUCUAGUCUGCCUGCAGCAAACAAAUGAAAGUGGACAAGCAGGGAAAUCGGAACACUCACAGACAUCUUUGUAAUUCAACCAAUGUUGAUAUUGUAUUUUUUGGGCCUUCACCUCAGACUGUUCAUCAUCCAUUCUGCUUUGACACCUGCAGUCUGUUCAAGACGACCACACAUACCUCACCAUUUCGUACAUUCCUGUGACACUUGAAUUAAAUGUGGGACAAUUUUAAAAUGUGUCACAGAUUUGUUGCCAAACGCUAAAGUAGAAUUUACUACACCUUUUAAAUAUCUCACAUUUAUAAUGUUUAGCAGAAAACAUUGUCCGUCUUUUAACAAAAGAAGCGGUUUCCUUAUGUAUAAAAUGUAUGAAGUGCAAUGCGAAAAUUGUAUAUCUAUAUUGUACUAGAGAGGUUUUUGUACAUUCAAUUGUAUAGGUAGUGGAAUUCCUUUCAGUAAUGGUUUUAUCGAGAUUUCUCUCACCAUUUCAUGUCUGUGUUAGGCUAGUUAGGUUUUUUUUUGUUUUGAUGAUCCCUUAUUCUAUAUAUUGCCAUAUUAUCUUGUUUUGAAUCACAGUUUAGCUGCUCUUCAGGUUUACAUCCACUUAAAAAAGAAAACCAACUUAUAACAUCCUUCCAACAUUGCAUGUCCUUUUGUAAAGAUAGGCUGCUUGUCAUCUGAUACACCAACUAUUAAUUAUUGAUAACAAAUCCAACAUGUCCAUAUCCAUUAGCCAAUAUCAAUCCAUAAAUUCUCGACCAAAUUAUACUUUAGAUAAGACUAUGCCAUUGUUGAUAAAGUAAUCUGAUUUCCUAUAACCACACAAAAAUAACAGCCUGUCUGUGUUAAGUUCUACUGUUCUAAUUUAUUCCAAAAUAAUGCCAAGUUUUCGUGAAAUUUCGUAGGAUGGAAAUCAUGAGACUUUUUGUAAACUAUUUGUCUAUUUUUGUUACUGCAUACGGUGGACUAUCUAUGGACAGCGUUUAGAUGGGAAUAUUUCCUUCUGCUAAUAGCUUGCUACAUGUGCUUCAAUGGAUUGUAUAUAAGCCCCUUGAAACCUAAAUUUGCAAAAUUCGUAAUCUACCGCCAAUAUUUAAUCUCCAGCGCUAAUAUUGCAAAUUUUACACGCUGCUUUCUUUACAGCAUUAAAAGAUGAUUAGGUCCAGAGAUGGGAAACACAGCCAAUAGCGAGCCGUUCCUUCUAUCGAUUUAAUUUAGUACACUACAAAGUUCACAAGCUACUUGAUGGCAGUGGAUUGAUGCGUGUUUUCGUAUAAAUCACUACGAUUGGAAAUGAUUUUGUGUCUGCCGGCAAAAUUAAUGCGCCCGUGACCAUGAGAUUAUUCUCGUUUGUGGACAAAGUGUAAACAAAAAACAGUGUGCAGCCAAGCUGUACCAAGGUGCCCAUGUAUCGAUAGCCACCCAACUGUAAACUAUUUUAUUAAAUCAAAGAUUCAAUUUAUGUGACGUUUAUGGGCUAUAGAAAUAAAUUUCUUUGUUUCUCAAACAA